AUGGAUGACGAGAUUGCUAUCGUCUCUAGCUAUAGUAUCAAGUCAGCUGCAGGCAGUAUGCCUAGCAAAGUCGACAUGGGAAUCGGGGCUGGCCUCCAAGCUGAUGGGAAAGCUUACAGUCCUAUCAAUGGUAUUUCGCCCCCCAUCUGUGAUUCUGCAUCCGAGACUGAACUUUGCUUUGCAGAGACUGCAUCGGCUAAGAGCGAUUCUCGUACUCGCCAUGAUUCGCUCGACGUCAGCGUACGCGAGUAUGUCGACAGCAAGACCACCAAAGCUUUGCAUGAACCCCCAUGCAACUGCCCUUCUCGCACCCCACUUAACUUAGUAGUCAAGUUCGGGCUUGAAAGCGUCGGCGAAAUGCCAACUUCAUCUUUGAAGCGCUUCCCUAUCGAUACCAAUAUUUUCUUUGGUCCGAAGCGUGUUGGACCAUUCGUCUUGCCACCGUCCUCCAACACAUACCACGUUCAACUGGGCAUCAUCGGCGUAUACACGCUCAUUAUCUUAUUUUCAGCAAUAAUAGGCCCCAAGACUAUGUUCCUCACGGUUUGGAGGCUGUCGGUUUCGCUGAUUUGCUACGCUAUGCUCGGACGGUUCCUCGGGUACAACGUCGAGACGCGACAGGACUUCCUUCUAGCACCAGGACUCUACGUUGCGGGUCAUGUACAGAAGUUCCUGUUCAGUGUUCGCUUCAGCGCGAAGGUCAUGCCCAAGCCCUUCGCCAUCUUGGACCCUAAACAGUAA
This is a messenger RNA of Boeremia exigua, 741 nucleotides long. RefSeq lists its product as uncharacterized. The record is from RefSeq and is a predicted model, not a curated record. The coding region runs from base 1 to 741 and encodes 246 amino acids. Lineage: Eukaryota; Fungi; Ascomycota; Dothideomycetes; Pleosporales; Didymellaceae. The transcript has a single exon.